Corticium candelabrum is the source of this 1086-nucleotide messenger RNA. Its product is annotated as fibrinogen C domain-containing protein 1-like. The transcript has a single exon. The coding region runs from base 13 to 732 and encodes 239 amino acids. The record is from RefSeq and is a predicted model, not a curated record. NCBI's taxonomy places the organism in Eukaryota, Metazoa, Porifera, Homoscleromorpha, Homosclerophorida, Plakinidae.
UCAAGAGAAGAGAUGAAGCUGGUCAUAGCAGUUGUGAUUGCCUUUAUCGUAAGCUCGAGCUCCAAUGCUUCUCAAACGGAUCAAUCUUGCUGCUACGCCGACGUGAUCCCUCGCAACUGUCAGCACGCUCUCAUACUUGGACACACAGUCAGUGGAGUGUACGUGAUCGAUCCCCGCGAUGGCUUGGGCUCGUUUCCGGUCUGGUGCGACAUGAAAACAAACGGAGGAGGAUGGACGGUCUUCCAAAGACGACGAGACGGAUCAGUUAACUUCACUCGAGGCUGGGUCGACUACAAAAUAGGAUUUGGAACACUAAAUGGAGAGUUCUGGUUGGGACUGGACAAGAUUCAUCGUCUAGCUACAAGUCAGAUACUCCGUUUCGAUCUUGUCGAUUUUGACAAUGAGAAGAGGCACGCAGAAUACGACUCAUUCACGGUCGGUCCAAUUGCGUCGACGUAUCUCAUGUACGUUGGAAAGUACAGCGGAAAUGCGGGUGAUUCAUUCAGUACUCACUCCGGAUAUGUCUUCACGACGAAGGACAAAGACUCUCCGACAAACUGUGCUGCGAAAUACAAGGGUGGUUGGUGGUACCACGAUUGUCAUCAUUCCAAUCUACAUGGUCUCUACUUGAAAGGAACGACCGACCAGUACGCUACAGGAGUUGUUUGGAAAGCAUGGAAGGGGUACCAUUACUCAUUAAAAUUUACAGAACUCAAAAUGAGGCCUCAGUAGUAGCCUCGAUUUUUGCGCUGUGUUAGCGAAGUGGAUAUUGCCUAGGAGUGGUAUAUACUGCAUGCAUGCGUGGGUGUGCAUAAAGACAAUUUGUGUGUGUGUGUGUGUGUGUGUGUGUGUGUGUGUGUGUGUGUGUGUGUGUGUGUGUGUGUGUGUGUGUGUGUGUGUGUGUGUGUGUGUGUAACUUCGUGUGAUAUGAUUACUCAGUCCUCUGUCUGCGUUCUGGUGUCAUUGAGUACAAAACAAAUCAUUGUAAUUACACAAAACCGAGAAAUGUGCAAAUUAUUUGCGUAACUUUAACUCUAAGUGCAAACGUAUUAUGGAUGGAGUUUAUAAUUUAAUAGAGUUAUAAUU